AUUGCAUUGCUGGACGGACCUGUGAACGUCGGGAUUCCUGCUCUGACCUCUGCAUCUACAGCGGCCUGGACUGCGGCUCCUAUAACGAUCCCUCAUUCCCGUGGCCGAGGCAGUAGCUCACACCUGGGCGCCAUUGGGCCUCGCCAAUUCUCUCUCGAGAGGUCAAGACUUUUCCCCGCCACAGCCAGGCUCUACCUGUGCAUAGAGCGUACUAGGAUACACCGGGGCUCGAGGCAGAAGUCCAAAUAGCUCCUCAAGAGCUUGGUCCGGGCGGUGCGCUACAGCCCGCGGGACUCCUGACUGAUCUGGGGAGCGAAACCGAGCCUUGAACUUACAGGGCCCUUGGCAAGGGACGAGCUUGGUUGGAUCCUCAUACCUAAUGAUGUCCCAGCGCACGGCCGGUCCGGCGUCGAGGACAUUUCUGUCUCGAUGCCGGUGUAAUGAGAUCAACAGCGUCUUCCUAAGGCAGACUCGACGCCAUGUCUCGUCAAAGAACUCCAAACCAAAACCACAGCAGCCGGCCAGGAGCAAGCCGCUGCCAUACAAGCCUUCAGCUCAACCACCACCGUCCUCGGCCACCUCGUCUCCAACCUCUGGCAGCAGCGGCUCAGAAGCCCAGCCGGUGUCCGACCUCGUCAGGCAGCGCUGGCUGCCCAUCUUCGGCAUGGGCGCCAUGGCGCUCGUCCUCGGCUCCGUCUUCGCCUCGGGCGUCUACCACUGGCGCAACGACGAGGUGGUCCGCUACCCUCCCGGGAGGGAGCCCCAGGUGCCCACAGGCAGAGCCAGCAUCCAGUCCCCCGUCGAGUUUGACCUGCACCUCGACAAGUCCGAGUGGCGGCUCGGCAUCACCAAGCUCCGCCGCCGGCUCGCAGAGCAGGCGCACGGGCACGUCCUCGAGGUUGCCAUCGGCGCCGGGCGGAACCUCGAGCACUACGACUGGGAGCCCGUGACGGAGGCGCUGCUCAGCCCGGCCGAGCGGACCAAGCUGCGCGUGGCGCGGAACGACUGGACCGGGAUGAAGCGAGACAAGACUGCUGGAGGAGGAGCCGGCGACCAGGCUGGCAGCGUCACGCCGCCGCCGCCACCACCACCAAAGGGAGUCCUAAGCUUCACAGGCAUCGAUAUUUCGCCGGCCAUGCUCGACAUUGCGAUGAAGCGCAUGCGUUCCGUGGUCCCGCACCUCGCCGAGCGCGGCGAGCUACCCGCCAAGCCCGUCUGGACGCUGUUCUCGCAGCACGCGACCAAGUCCGCUGCUGCUGAUACAUCCGGCCACACCGCCACCAAGGGCACCGGUGGUGGUGGUGGUGGUGUGGAAGCGACCUACGCGCUCCUCGACGACAAGAUCCGGAUCAUGCAGUGCGACGCGCAGACCACCAUGCCUCCUCCUCCUCCAUCAUUGCCAUCCCGUGAUUCUUCCUCCUCCUCUUCUUCUUCCUCUUCCAGGCCCCCCAAAUACUACGACACGAUAGUGCAGACCUUUGGCCUAUGCUCCGUCCGCGACCCCGUGGGCCUGAUCGCCAACAUGUCGACCCUCGUCCGCCCGGGCACGGGCAGGAUCAUCAUGGUCGAGCACGGCCUGAGCUGGUGGGAGCUCAUCAACGGCCUGCUGGACCGCAGCGCCCGGGGCCACUUUGAGCGCUUCGGGUGCUGGUGGAACCGCGACAUCGAGGUCAUUGUGCGCGACGCGGUCCGGCAAGUCCCGGGCCUCGAGAUUGUCGCGCUCGAGAGGCCCGGCUGGCUCACGGGCGGGACGCACCUGUGGGUCGAGCUGAGGAUGGCUUCUUCGUCAUCUUCUUCUGGUGGUGGUGGUGCUGGUGGUGUGGUGGGGGGGAACCCGGCGGCAGAUAACACAAAGAUGGACGGAUGGUUCGGGCUCGGCUCCUUCAUGACGGUCAAGAAGAAGAAGGAGGAAGCAGGGUCUCAGCAACAAGCCACCACCACCGCCACCACUACUGUCGAACAGGACGUGACAAAGGACACUAAUACCAAGGGUAAAUGA
This is a messenger RNA of Microdochium trichocladiopsis, 1999 nucleotides long. RefSeq lists its product as uncharacterized. The record is from RefSeq and is a predicted model, not a curated record. Bases 380 to 1999 code for a protein of 539 amino acids. Lineage: Eukaryota; Fungi; Ascomycota; Sordariomycetes; Xylariales; Microdochiaceae. The transcript has a single exon.